Oxyura jamaicensis (ruddy duck) is the source of this 1509-nucleotide messenger RNA. It is a transcript of the gene CCDC27, whose product is annotated as coiled-coil domain containing 27. The coding region runs from base 23 to 1318 and encodes 431 amino acids. The transcript is spliced from 9 exons. Lineage: Eukaryota; Metazoa; Chordata; Aves; Anseriformes; Anatidae. The record is from RefSeq and is a predicted model, not a curated record.
GGGUUCCCGGAGGGGUUCCGCGAUGGGCUCCCCGCGCCGCCGGGACGGGGCCGCGGAGCCCCCCUGGCCGUGGGGAGAGGAACGGGACCCCCCCUGGCCGCCCCUCGCCCGCUGUCCCGGCACCAGCCACAGGGCGACGUCGCCGUCCCCGCCCGGUGGCCGCCGCGAUUCCCCGCCUCCCCCCGGCGACCCCACAAUGGGGCAGGACACGAGCGGGACGAGUGUAGGGGCAGGGCCCGGCCCGGACCCCUGUGGGGGCGACCCGUGCUGUGCGAGCACCGUCAGUGAGAAGGAACAGUGUCUGGCAACACUGAGAGAGGAGAUCGAGCACCUCUCCAAGUACAAGGCAGAAUGUGCACAGAAGGACGUCGUGAUCUCCGAUCUCCUGAAAGAAAUAGAAAGCCUGAAGAAAGAGCUGGAGCUGCUCACGGGCGGCGGUGACGUGGAGCCGUACACAGAAACGCAACAAAGGAAGUCAAGUGAAGAAGCUGCUGAAGAAGCGCUCAGUGACUCGAGCACUCCAGGGCUCUUUCUGGAGCAGGCAGAAGGAGAGGAGGGGACGCUGAUUGCUCAGCUCCUUGCGUUCCAGGAUGCCAAUGAAGAACUCUGUGCAGAAAUGCAAAAUGCACACGAUGACUACAACAUAGUCACAGGUAUCAUGUGUUCCUUGCAACGACAACUGGACAUCCAAGAAUCCCAGCUUCGGAAAACCGAAUUUGAAAAGGAAAGGCUCGAAAAGGAGCUCAGAGAGCGAGAAAGUCAGCUACAAGCCAUGUCUGCCAAGUUUUGCAGUCUGAGAGAAGAACGGAAACAUGAAGAAAUGAUGGUGACAACAGAGAAGGAGAACUGCAGUCUUCGACAGGUUGUUACAGAACAAGAAUCCAAACUGGCUGAGCAGAACAAGCUGAUCAGUGAUUUGCAGGGUACAGUCAGGCAGCUAGAGGCAGAGGCUCUGACCAAUCGAUACCAGAUCCACAAGCAGCAGCGUGCCCAGGAAGAGAUGCAGAGCCAAGCUGAAACGCUGCAGCACAUGGAGCUGCAAACUAGAGUGGCACUCGAGUGCCUCACCAGCAGGUUUGAAAGAUUUCGAAGCAAAAUAAUUCAGGCUACAUUCAGUACAGCAGGCAGCAAGCCUCCCCAGGCAGAACUCACUGAUGAGGAGGUGCUGGAGGCAAUGCAGAAGAUAAUUAACGAGCGGAUAGAGUUCUAUCAGAUGCUGAAACAAAAAGGUGUCAGGGUCCCGUCUCUCUACAACAUUGACACGGCUACUUCAUCACCUACCAAUUCUAAGGGUAGGAGGAAGAGUCCUGCAAGAUAGCUUCUCUUAAUGCCUGCAAAACAGCCCUAGUGGUUAAGUCUCAACAUAUCACCAACAUUAGGCUCCUGUUCAUUUGUUUUCUGGUGGUGAUUUGAUAGCAAAUUAAACUCAUUUUACUUGAUUCAAGUUCUGUGGGAAUUCCGUUGUUUUCUAAUUGCUGAAACCGAUUAAACACCAUUCACAGUAGAUCA